GCAGAACAGACCCAAUGCUAAACAAUAAUAAUAAUGAAUAAGAAGGAGAAAGAGGAGGAGGAAGAGAGGGAAGAGGAAAAACUCCUUCCUUCCUUUCUUUCUUUAACAAGGUUUUGUCUUCCCCAUGCCUCUGUCUCUUACAGCCCUGGAAGAAGGGAUUGAAAGUCCCUCUGCCCACUGUGCUCCCCCUCCCCCCGCAAAAAAAAAUCUCCCUACUAGUAAAUUGUCACAUGACUGGUGAUAAUAAAUGUUCUGAAAUGGCUACAAACUGCAGUUUGGUUUAAAGUUUCCUCAUUAAUGCAAGAGAAUGCCCACAACCUGGGGCUUUUCAAGUGUUUAUUAAUUUGCUUUCUGGGACUGAGUGCCAAUAUUUAUUCAGAUCAAAGACAAAGCCGAUGUCUUUAGCACUUACUGUGUGUCGGGAACUAUGCCAAGUCUUGUGCCUAGGUGACCUCAUUGAUAAUCAUCAAAACCAGCAGAUGGCCUUUCCUCAUUUGACCAGUGGAGUGACUGGGGCUCACUGGGGUUAAAUACUCACCUAUGGACCCACCAGGCAUGAGUAAUAGAAUUGAGGUUUGAAGUGACAUCUACCUGAUUCCAGGAACCUGGGCUGUUUCCACUGCACCAUGCAGUCAUCCUGUCCUCAGCUUCAGAAUGGUUUUUUAUAGCCUCUCUAAGCAGAAUCUAAUAUUUCGUGGGCUCUCAAUCUAUUUUAAGCCAUAAGCUUUGCUUUUUCACACUAAGAACUUAUGGCUUAGGAUAUGUCUCACAUGGACCUUAGGCUUUAGUAAGACCCUCUCUCCAGCCUGUUCGUGUGCUCACUCUGCCUCCAAGCCCCACUUUGAUGAUCAUAUGAUUCUACCCAGAGGUAUUUCUUUAAAACCAUCCUGCUUUGCAUACCCUCUACCAGUGCCAUCUAACACCUGGGCUUCACUUGUUCCCAUCUUAGCAUUUAUUUUUAUAUCACCUGCAAUAAUCCUGAAGCUCUUGCUUAGGCACAGUGACAGGGUGAGGCAGCAAGAGGGGCUUAUAAUGGCUUCCUUCCUACAGUUCCCAUCCGUUCAUGUCCAUAUGAUCAGCUCAUAAACACACAGCACCCUUGUGACUUCUUUCCUCAUCAAGGCUGCCCUUGAUAGCACAACCUUUGACUGCCUAGAUUUUUGCAGCCAUCAAAUCAGAACUAAAAGGAAACUGAGUUCAUUUACCUAGCCCUUAACUGUACCAGGGAGAGAAGCAACUAAAGCCCAGAGAGGAUUGCCAGCUUAUCCAGGCACACACAGGUUGUCAGCAGCAGAUCCUGGACUAGAAAGGCCCCAGGGCUUCCAGCCUCAGCCCGGAGCUCACCCUGUAGCAGCUCACUGCCUCCCGCCUGCCUCAGUUGAUGAAGCAGGGGCCGUCCCCCUGCAUGGGAAGCGCUUACCUUGGAGCCCUUUUCAUGAAUGAGACCAGAUGCAGAACUGCACAUUGAUCAUUUCUGUCCCUCCCCUUUCUGCUUUCUGUUAAAGGCAGCCCCCCAGCUCCCAGCUGGCUCCUGUCCCCUCCCCCAGUCGGGAGAAGUUAUUACAUGAAGAGAUCAGCUUACCAGUUUUCUUCAGAGCGGAGGCUGAGCUCGGAGCUCCGGGUAGUACAGUGAAGGAGAGCCGAGGGAACCAGCGCCGUGCCUAGCGGAACUCCAGGGCUGGAAUCCCGAGACACAAGUGCAUCUGCUAGCUGUUAGCACUUGGCAGACGGAGUUCUCCUCUAGGGUAGUUCUAACUUUGGGUAAUAAUGUUUGUCAGCUACCUGAUAUUAACAUUGCUCCACGUUCAAACAGCAGUGUUAGCAAGACCUGGGGGAGAGAGCAUUGGCUGUGAUGACUACCUAGGCUCCGACAAAGUCGUGGACAAAUGUGGGGUGUGCGGAGGCGAUAACACAGGCUGUCAGGUUGUGUCGGGUGUGUUUAAGCAUGCCCUCACCAGCCUGGGCUACCACCGAGUUGUUGAGAUUCCCCAAGGAGCCACAAAAAUCAACAUCACCGAGAUGUACAAGAGCAACAACUAUUUGGCCUUGCGAAGUCGUUCUGGCCGCUCCAUCAUCAACGGGAACUGGGCAAUUGACCGGCCUGGAAAAUACGAGGGCGGAGGGACCAUGUUCACCUACAAGCGUCCAAAUGAGAUCUCGAGCACCGCCGGAGAGUCCUUUUUGGCUGAAGGUCCUACUAAUGAGAUCUUGGAUGUCUAUAUGAUACACCAGCAGCCUAACCCAGGAGUCCACUAUGAGUACGUUAUCAUGGGGAACAAUGCCAUCAGUCCACAGGUGCCACCUCACAGGAGACCAGGGGAGCCCUUCAAUGGCCAGCUGGGACCAGAAGGGAGGAGCCAAGAGGAGGGAGAAGAGAAAGAGGGGGAUGAGCCAAAGGCAGACACGCACGGUGGGGCACCUGAAAUAUUCACCUCGGAAUCAGCACAGACUUUUCCAGUCAGGCAUCCAGAUAGAUUCUCUUCCCAUCGGCCAGACAAUGUGGUACCACCAGCACCACAGCCCCCACGGCGGAGCCGAGAUCACAACUGGAAGCAGCUGGGGACAACAGAAUGCUCGACAACCUGUGGGAAAGGAUCGCAGUACCCCAUUUUUCGCUGUGUGCACAGAAGCACUCACGAAGAGGUUCCCGAGAGCUACUGUGACUCAAGCAUGAAGCCAACCCCCGAGGAGGAGCCCUGCAACAUCUUCCCUUGCCCAGCCUUCUGGGACAUCGGGGAGUGGUCUGAGUGCAGCAAAACCUGUGGCCUGGGCAUGCAGCACCGCCAGGUUCUGUGCCGCCAGGUGUAUGCCAACCGCAGCCUGACGGUGCAGCCUUACCGCUGCCAGCACCUGGAGAAGCCCGAGACCACCAGCACUUGCCAGCUCAAGAUCUGCAGCGAGUGGCAGAUCCGGACAGACUGGACCUCGUGCUCGGUGCCCUGUGGAGUGGGGCAGAGGACCCGGGACGUGAAGUGUGUGAGCAACAUCGGGGAUGUGGUCGAUGACGAGGAGUGCAACAUGAAGCUCCGGCCCAAUGACAUCGAGAACUGCGACAUGGGACCCUGCGCCAAGAGCUGGUUCCUGACUGAGUGGAGCGAAAGGUGCUCGGCGGAGUGUGGGGCUGGCGUGCGGACGCGCUCGGUGGUGUGCAUGACCAACCACGUCAGCAGCCUACCCCUGGAGGGCUGUGGGAACAACCGGCCAGCCGAGGCCACCCCCUGCGACAACGGGCCCUGCACGGGCAAGGUGGAGUGGUUCGCAGGGAGCUGGAGUCAGUGUUCCGUUGAAUGUGGGAGCGGGACCCAACAGAGGGAGGUGAUUUGUGUUAGGAAGAAUGCAGACACCUUUGAAGUGCUGGAUCCCUAUGAGUGUUCCUUCCUGGAGAGACCCCCCAGCCAGCAGUCCUGCCACCUCAAGCCUUGUGGGGCCAAAUGGUUUAACACAGAAUGGAGCAUGUGUUCCAAGAGCUGCCAAGGUGGCUUCCGUGUCCGGGAAGUGCGCUGUCUGUCAGAUGACAUGACCCUCAGCAAUCUCUGUGACCCUCAGUUGAAACCAGAGGAGAAGGAAUCGUGUAACCCUCAGGACUGUGUCCCUGAAGUUGAUGAGAACUGCAAGGACAGGUACUACAACUGCAAUGUGGUGGUCCAGGCCAGGCUCUGCGUCUACAACUACUACAAGACAGCCUGCUGUGUCUCCUGCACGCGUGUGGCCAGCAGGCAUUCGGGCUUCCUGGGGAGCAGAUAACACCCCGCAGGGCAGCAGUGGGUGGGUCGGGGAGUCUCUGAGCGGUGGGGCUGGUUGGCUGCCACUGACUGCACUGGGGGCUCCCUGGCCUGUGGAGCUGCCAGCCAACUCAGUCAUCACCCCACCUUCUUAACGGGUACACACGGUGCCCAGGAGCAAGGCCACAGUUGUCUUUUGAGCAUGGCCAUGCACUGAUGACCCCUCCUUCAGAAACCUAGCACCUGCACUCUUUGCAAACCAAGCAGUGCGUGAGCCGCGACUGCAGCUCUCAGCCAACUUCUCUCCUAGACUUUUUCUCAGUCAGCAGUGCUGACUCUGGGUGCUGCUUCUUCCCCAGUGCUGCUGGCCUUCCCAGUAGCAGGCACCCCUUGGAGAGUCAGAGGUGGCAGCACCCCCCACCCCAGAGUUCCCCCUAAGACUUGCUAAGAUGCCAGCAUCCCUCUGUUACCUUAGGCCAGCUGUGCCUAUUUUCAUUCUCAAAGACAUUAGGCUGUUUUCCUGCCUUAAGACACAAAUAUCUCCUGUCAGGAGAGUGCUUUCUUGUUUUGCAGGUGUAUUCAGAGAUAGUAGCUCAUUAGCAGCUCGCAAUGCCACAGAAUGGGAGGCAGGAAAUGAAUCAUUGCCCCUAUUUUACUGACAAGGAAACUGAGACUCAAUGUGGGUCCCUGACCUGCCAGGUAUCAGGUAACCGACCUGUUCAGCGACCCCAGCUGUCUGACCACAAAACCCUCACCCAAGACCUGUCUCAAGUCUUAGAUCCGCGGGAUGUGGCUUCACUUCAGAUCAAGAGGCUGAGAUUUUACUAUUCAGCGAACAAAGCCCAGACCUUUGAAUUCCUCCCGCUGGCCAAAGGCCAGGUCUUUAUCCCCUGCACUCAGCUGUUUCAGGUUCCUCUUUCUCUUUUCCCUUCCCCCACAAAGUCAUAGGUUCUGAUGAGAGGACUCUGACUAUUUUCUUAACAGGACAAUCCCAUGAGACAAGAAAGCCCUCAGGAUAGCAAGGUGAUUGCCCCAAAUUCUGAUUCUUUACCCCAGUGGUGUGUGCCGCCCAUGGAAUCCUACGUCAGGGUCCCUUUGGUCUCCCAGAGCAGAUUUCCAGAGCCCACCGCUCUGUGCUGGACUCUCGCCUUCCUCAACCAUCUCUCCUGGGCCCUUUCACCACACAUUGUCCUGCAGAAAGUCUAACCCACCUGUCCCAGCAAAAGCCGCAUGUUUAUAUUUGAGUCUCCUGUGGGUCCUUCUGGUUUGAUUUGUGGAUUUCUCGAUGUGAGUUUCCCUCCCUCUCUCUUCCCGACGCACAGCCCAUAUCCACUCCCCUUCCACAUGUGAGCCCUAAGCUCUGCAUUCAUGCAGCCAGCCUGGGAGAAGGGGCCAUGAACUCCUCUGCUGCAGGGUCCUCCCGGAUUCACUUCACCUAACUGUGGUUCCCAAGUUGAAAGAUGAGCUCUCUGAAAAUUCAAUUAAGAAGAAGCAGGGGGGAAAAUAUAUUCUUACACCCACUAAGAGAAAUAUCAGGCUAGGGAGUUCCUUUUGAGGCUCAGCAGUGACAAACCUGACUGGCAUCCACAAGGAUACAGGUUCCAUCCCUGGCCUCCCUUAGUGGGCUAAGGAUCCAGCAUUGCCAUGAGCUG
Messenger RNA from Phacochoerus africanus (Common warthog), 5374 nucleotides. RefSeq names its product thrombospondin type 1 domain containing 4 (gene THSD4). NCBI's taxonomy places the organism in Eukaryota, Metazoa, Chordata, Mammalia, Artiodactyla, Suidae. Gene Ontology annotation, cellular component: extracellular matrix. The record is from RefSeq and is a predicted model, not a curated record. The transcript is spliced from 12 exons. The coding region runs from base 1768 to 3744 and encodes 658 amino acids. Gene Ontology annotation, biological process: extracellular matrix organization. Gene Ontology annotation, molecular function: metalloendopeptidase activity.